Poeciliopsis prolifica (blackstripe livebearer) is the source of this 3609-nucleotide messenger RNA. RefSeq names its product ankyrin repeat and MYND domain containing 1 (gene ankmy1). The transcript has 19 exons. NCBI's taxonomy places the organism in Eukaryota, Metazoa, Chordata, Actinopteri, Cyprinodontiformes, Poeciliidae. Gene Ontology annotation, molecular function: protein binding. Bases 165 to 3287 code for a protein of 1040 amino acids. The record is from RefSeq and is a predicted model, not a curated record.
CGUUGUCAUGACAACCAAUGUUGACAGUAAAAUGAUUACUGAUGUCUAACAUCCAACAUUUGACGUUUAUCACGCAGAUAAACAGCCCGCUUUGCUAAAAUGUGUCUGAAACUGUAGUCUGAUAUAUUUGUCAUCACAUUAAAACAAAUUCAAGUAGUAGAACAAUGGCAGACAUGCCGUCCAGCGAUGAAGUUGUUCCAGACACAGAGAGGGAAGACGGCGGUAAUGGCGGCGGCAAUGGCGGCAGGAGAGUCGCUGAGUUCGGCGAAGAGAGGCGAGAAGGCUUCGGUGUUCAGGAGUGGCCCGACGGGUCGAAGUACGAGGGCGAGUUUUUAGACGACUUCAAACAUGGGAAAGGGCGCUACAGCUGGAAAAACGGCGAGUUUUAUGAGGGGUUUUUCUACAAGGACUACAAACAUGGCAAUGGGGAGUACUGCUGGCCCUCUGGCCACAAGUUCACUGGCAAGUUCUACCUAAACAGAAAGGAAGGAUAUGGGCGUUUAAACUACCCAGGUGGAGCCAUCUUUCAGGGUUUGUACCACAGUGACCACAGGUUUGGUCCCGGUGUUCUCACUUAUCCAGAUGGGAACCAGGAUGUGGGCCUGUGGAUCGGGCAGCGCCUGCUAAAACUGUGCUCCUCUUUAGAAGAAGGCUUUAGUCUGCUCAAUUUUCCAGAUUAUGCUGCAUUCAUGCAGUCCUUUGAUCGUCCGCAUUUUUUCAUUGAGUCAGUCGUAGACGAAGAUCUGUCAGACGAAAUCUUCAUCUAUCCACCCGGCAUGGAGAGGUACUCUACAGAUGGCGACCACUUGCCGCUUCCUCCUGGAAGGAAAAGAGAGUUGGAUCAAGUUUUUCACGGAGAAAAAUGGGAGCCAGAAGCUAAUCCAUACCAGGGGUACAAAAGGGAUCCGUUCACUGAGUUCCCUGUACACAUCCGCCUGAAGGCUAACAUACACGAACACAGGCUGCAGACUGAAACUGUUGGCUGGAACGUCCAAGGCCUCCUCUCUCUGAAGGGGGACGGCUUUGGGCCCAAAGGGCCUCUGGAGGUCAGUUCGGAGCUGCUGAUUCAGCACAGCUUCAGAGGAGAGCUGCACGCCGUGUCACAGAUCCUCCAAGACGGCACCAUCUACCCGGAUGUAGCCGACGCACGGGGACAAACCGCGCUCAUCGCUGCAACCGUAAACUCCCAUAAUGACGUGAUCCAUCUGUUGCUGGAUAGCGGUGCUGAUAUUGAUAAGAUGAACGACGAAGGAAUGAACGCUCUGGCUGUGUGCUACGUCCUCUACUAUCCCUUUGAAUCUCUGAAGUCCACUCUGAUCGAGCCGCCGGCCGACACGCCAAUUUCGAUGUCCCUGCCUGAGGACACCAGUUCUCCGGUCAACCAGGACGACGUCCCAUCACAGUCGACGGACCUGAACAUCGAAUCACAGAUUACUGACAUGAACCAGAACCAGAAUCAGAAUAUGACGGACCAAAGCAGUUUAAGCCAGCUCACUGAGCAGGCAUCUGAAGAGCCACCUGCACUCGUCUCACAUGACCAAAAUGGCGAAAUCCCUGCAGACUCUGAGCAACUUCAGGAGGAGGAGAGUAAAGCGACGAGAACGGAUGAAAGCUACGAUGCCACAGACAAAUCUGGAGAUGAGCAGAGUGUCAGAGAGGAUGUGGACAGUGAUUUAGGGAAGCUAAAGGAUGAGCUCAACAGAGAUGUGGAGGAUUUAACCGAGAGUGAAAACAGAGGAAUUGCCGUUGAAGAGUUGGGUGAACACAUUUCUCUGGGGAGUGGGCAGGAUGUCCCAGAGCAGCAGGGCGAAGACCACGAUCUGACCCGGAAUCAGAUCCUUGACUCCACCUGUUCCAUCUGCAGCAGCGACAUCGCUCAAUCAGAAGAGACGCUGCAGCGAUCGUCUGAGCUGCUGACUUUGGCCACGCGACCCCCGCAGUGUGACUCACAGGAAAUUAUAUGCAAAAUGACUGUCGAGGAAAUCGAGCCCCGUGUUCGUUUAACAACCCUGAUGCUGUUACUGGACCGCGGAGCCAACCCCAACUGCUGCAGGGUCCCUCUGCCCGUCCUGUUCCUGGCCAUCAUGGCGGGCGACGCCGAGGUCGUCCAUAAAUUGCUCAUGUGUGGAGCUCGUACUGACAUCCGCCUUCCAUUGCAGUUGAAAGGGUUUUAUCCCCUCCAUGUUGCUGCAGCGUUGCACGGUCCUGAAUGUGCACAAAUUACCGAAAUGCUUUUGCACGCUAUCACCGAACCUGACUGUCGGGCAUGUGACCAGGAAGAGAUCUACCAACCGGAUAUGGCCUUCCUGGGGGAUAAAGAUUGGGACGAGGUGAUUGAGGAACUGCAUCUGACAGAUGGGGGCCGAACUCCCCUGCACAUAGCCUGCCAGAGAAAUGAGGACUACGAGAAUGCCUGUAAAGUGGUGGAGCUCCUGCUUUCCCACGGAGCCAGGACCGACCUCCUCUGGAGCGGACACUCUCCCCUCUCCUUGGCCAUAGCGAGCGGCAAUGACGCGGCAGUGGAGGAGAUCUUAAAGGCAGGCGCAGAUCCUAACUUACCUCUGGGCCCGAGGGUGGGCAGUGCUCUCUGCGCCCUCGCCAACUUCAACUACCGCUCAGGUGGCGACAGAAUCAAAGUGUUUGACUUGUUAGCCGAGGCUGGUGCUGAUAUCUUGAUGCAAGUUCCAGUGGGCGAAGUGGAGGGAACCGCUAUCGACUUUGCAUACUUCACCCUCCAGCUGGAUCCACGUUUUGCUCACACUCCGUUCCACGCCUUGAACAUGCAGGAAAGGGAUCUAAUAAAGAAAUGGCGCCAACUUCUGGCUCUAAUGGCGAAUCUGUUGAGGCAGAAUAUUGGUCUGAUGCAGAGGAAGGCUGUAGAUCUGGAGCAAUCCCCUCAGUUGUCUGGUCAAGAGGAUGAGACCCCAAGCAGGCGUUGGGCUCAUGGAAAAGCAUCACCCAAACCUCUCAAGCCACCGUUGCAUAAGUUCUGCUAUUUCUGCGGCCGCUCUGCGUUUGUGAAGCUGGCGCCUUGUGGCCGUUGCCAGAGGGUGAACUUCUGCUCCAAGUCCUGCAAAUCGAAAGCCUGGGACGAAGGUCACAAGGAGGAGUGUCUCACGACGGCAGCUUAUCUCGAUGCCCAUCAGAGGAGAUUUUCGAAUAAACCCCGCAAACCGAAAACCGUAACUAUAAUAAGAUACAAGCCAGAGCCGCCCAAACCGCUCAGCAAGGCGCAGCAGACCAUAGCGGACCAGAUCCACCUGAAGGAAAACUACAGCCUCAUUUGACGGGUUUUACAUGCCAACAAGCUUAAUGAACUUUAAGAACUUUUCAUGUCUUCUUUCUUCUCUGAUUUUCUUUCCCAUCAUUUUCAACAUGUCAAACCAAAGAAAUGCACUGUCUCAGGACUAAGCCAUUUUAUUAUUUAUUUUAUUUUUUAAGAUAUGUUGGUCUUGAUGUAGCUUUCUUUGACCUCUGUUAUACAUUUCUGUUAAUUGUUGGGAAUUUAGGGAAUUUCAUUAUUUCUGCAAAGGAGAGGGAGUAUAAGUCUUGCACUCACAUCUUUCCUGUUGUGAUAAUAAAACAUUUUUUAUGGUUUUAUACAAGAAA